This is a messenger RNA of Pteropus alecto (black flying fox), 1827 nucleotides long. Its product is annotated as E3 ubiquitin-protein ligase RLIM. NCBI's taxonomy places the organism in Eukaryota, Metazoa, Chordata, Mammalia, Chiroptera, Pteropodidae. Bases 1 to 1827 code for a protein of 608 amino acids. Gene Ontology annotation, biological process: random inactivation of X chromosome; ubiquitin-dependent protein catabolic process; protein ubiquitination. Gene Ontology annotation, molecular function: ubiquitin protein ligase activity. Gene Ontology annotation, cellular component: cytoplasm; nucleoplasm. The transcript is spliced from 3 exons. The record is from RefSeq and is a predicted model, not a curated record.
AUGGAAAACUCCGAUUCCGGCGACGAAGCAGAUGAAUCCGCGGCACGGCGCAGAAGCCAAAUGGAUCGAUUGGUUCGCGAAGAAGAGUUCUAUCGAUUUAUAAAUAACCUGAGCGAAGAAGAUUACAAGCUUAUGAGAGAUAACGAUUUGUUGGGCAACCCAGGAGAAAGUACGGAAGAGGAGUUGCUGAGGAGACUUCGACGGUUGAAAGAAAACCCGUGGCAAAACGCAGACGAAAAUAAAGGUGAAGACUCUUUGGAUGAUGUGUCUAGUGCUGACUCUAUAAUAGAUUGGCUUGAUUCUUUCGAACAAACAGAAAAUGUGACAAGUGGACAAAGAGAACACCAAUAUUGGGAAGAAGUAAGUCAGGUUAAUCCAUACGGUGAUUUUGGAUUCAGUUCAGAAACAUUUAUUAAUUUCAAUAACAGUAACCGAAAUCCAGAGAAUGAAUAUACACCAUCUACAAGAUUUCUCAGAGGAGAAAACGUGGAAAACAGCCAAAGUCAUGCGGAAAAUCCGCAAGCUGAAUCGACAUUUACAAGACCUUCUAGAUCAGAACAAAGUACACCUGAAGCAUUAAUGGAAGUCCCAACUACCAGAGGUCAACGAAGAGCAAGAAGCAGAAGCCCAGACCAUCGUAGAACCAGAGCAAGAAUUGCAAGUAGGUCACCUCCACGUUCACUGAGUGAAAUGUUACGAAGACAUCAUCAUAGUCUAGUAUCUCCAACUUUUGAGCAGCCUCUGGUAAAUGAGACUGAGAGAUUUUCAAUAACUCAGCACCAAGAAACAUCAAGAGAGCAAAUAACUGGAACUGAGCUGCAAAAUGUGGGUCUUUCUGCAGCUUCAGGAACAAGUAAUGCUGUUCAAGAAGAAUCUUCUCCAGAAACAACCAGUGAUGGUGACUCUUGGGAACUAAUACAAAUAAAUCCGAUCUUAUGCUUCGAUUCUGAAGAGGAACUAGUUCAUCCUGAAAGAGACAGCAUAGCUAGUGAAACUCUGAUAACAUCUGAAACACCAAACACUAUCACUUUAGAAAGUGAACAAGGAGGACUUGGACAUAUGUUUUCACAUUCUGAGCAGGCAGAUAUGAGAGCUUAUGACAGUGCCAUCGAAAUUCCCAUUCAUAGAAGUCUAAAUACUGGUUUAAAUGAUACAACACCUGUUGCCAUUCAAAGCGACUUGUGGCAGAUGACAGAUUUUAGUGAUUCAACUAACCUGCUCAACAGGGACAGUGAUUUAGAGCCUAGUCACUCACCUUCAAGUCAAAGCAUGGAAAGGGUAGAGUCACCCAAUGGAAGAGAUCAGUCUAAUGAUAAUUCCACAUUGGUUUCUAGUUCCAACUCCAAUUACACGUCUAGUUCCAAUUCUACUCCUAUGUCUAGUUCUAGCUCAAGUGAUGAAAAUUCAGAUAUUAGCUCACUGAUUUUUGAAGGCGAUGAUGAAAGAGGCUUAUCACCAAGCUCAUUGUCAGAAACUGGACGAGACAGUAAUAGAUCUAUGUCCCCAGUAAUAUUUGAUGAAAGUGACUCUUGGACCUCUCUUGAUCUUGACCAGUUUUUUCUCUUAAGUGAUGACCAUAACCAACCUACAGGACUUACCAAAGCACAGAUUGACAACUUGGCUACAAGGGCUUUUAGAAGCAAUGAUGCAUUAAAAGCCUGUGGCAUUUGCAUCACAGAGUACUCAGAAGGCAACAGGCUUCGCAUUCUUCCUUGCUCCCAUGAAUAUCAUGUCCACUGCAUAGAUCGCUGGCUGGCUGAGAACACUACCUGUCCAAUUUGCCGUGGGAAAGUAGUAGAUUCUGAUGAGGGAGGCAAUGCUAAUUGA